Molecule: messenger RNA, 2109 nt
Organism: Meloidogyne enterolobii
Lineage: Eukaryota; Metazoa; Nematoda; Chromadorea; Rhabditida; Meloidogynidae
Source: the annotation of a GenBank genome assembly
AUGCAAUUUUUAUCUCAUAGGCGAUUUCUUUUUAAAUUUUCUUCGAGUUUUAUAACACUGAUGGCCAUCAGGGGUAUUAAACGCCCUUCUUCAGAUGACACUGAAACCGUGAAGAAGCGAAAGCGUGUUUCUUUUUCGAAAAACGUUGAAUCUACCGAAAAACAAGCGAAAGAUGAAGAUUUGUCUGCGAAUGGACAAUUGGUCCCAAAACCCAAGAAAGGGAUUUUGAAGAAGAAAGUGCUUGCAAAUGCUAAUGGAUGUUUACAAAUCAAAGAAAAAAGUUCAGAUUUUCUGGAAAAUGAUAUUUUGGAUAAUAAAGAUGGAGAAGAAUUGAAUAACUUGGAGGGGAAGAGGAAUGUGAGCAUUAGAAAGAGACGUCUUCAACCUUCUAAAACAUCUAACAAAUUCCGUCACAAAAGAGUUAUAAAAGUUAAACAAUCCACAAAAGAAAUGCUUAUGAAGAUGACCAAAAAGGAGAGGAAACAGUUUAUUCGAGAACUUGAAAAGAAAAAUAAACCAAAUUAUGAACUUAUGAUGAAGGCAAAACUUUUGUGGGAGACAAUAAGAAGUACAAAAGUUUCAAAAGAAAAACGUUCUUAUUGCAUAUCAGAAUUAAUGCAAUUGUGUCAAGGCAAAUUUGCAGCUUUAGCAUUUUCCCAUGCAACUUCCAGAGUGGUUCAAUGCCUUUUAAAAUUGCAAAAUUCAGAUAUAUGUGAUCAAAUAUUUGAAGAAUUGAAGACUCAAUUUGUGCAAUUGGCAAUGUCUCAAUUUGGAAAAUUUCUUGUUUUGAAAUUGCUUAAAUAUGGUACAAAAGAGCAGCGUACCCAAAUAAUUUCAUCUCUAAAAGGAAAUUAUGUUCGUUUAUAUAAAUCUUUAUUUUCUGCUUCUUUGGUUAAUGAAAUUUAUUCUGAAUGGGGAAAUGCUAAACAAUAUCGGCAACUUGACAAUCUUGACAAUUCUUUUCUGCUCUCUAUUGACGAAAUUGCGACACAAACCCCUGACAAAAUUGCUGGGAUUUUACAAAAUUUGGAAAAAUUGUUAGAUAGGGCUGUUCUAAAAGUGCCAAUGUUAAAACUUUCAAUAACACACAAAUUACUCUAUGAUUUUCUUAGAUAUUGUUCUGAUGAACAGAGAAAUUCUUUAAUUGAAAGUCUUAAGGAUUUUUUGCCUGAAAUUUGUCACACACAUGAAGGUUCUUACGCUGCUUUACUUUGUGUUUGGAAUUCUACUCCGGAACAAAGAACAUCUAUUGUUAAAAGUUUUACUGGAUUAGCCAUUUCGGCGUGUAAAGACAAUUUUGUUCAAAGAGUUCUUUUUGGAAUAUUUGAUUGUGUUGAUGAUACAAAUUUGGUUAAUAAAAUUAUAGUUAAGGAAAUUGCCAACAAUAUUGCAGAUUUAAUUUAUGACAAACACGGCGUUGUUGUUCUUUAUUAUUUGGUUCAUCCACGUGAUCCUCAUGUAAUUGCUAAAAGUCUUCAAAAUAUUUUACAACAGGUUUUUUUCAAAGAAAAUAAUUUUUCUAAUACUUUACUAAAGGGUGAUUCAAAUCCUCAUACUAAAUUGGAUAAGGCCUCUCGUUAUUUAAAUUUGUUUGAGUGUGUCAAACCAGCUCUACUUACAUUUAUGAAGGCAAAUAUGCGAGAAAUGAUAACAAACAAAAUUUCUGCUGUUUUAAUUUUGGAUACUUUGGAUGUUAAUUCUCCUUCAUCACCUUUUAAACGUAAUAUCGACAUUAAUGAUUUAUCUGCUUGCUUCAAAGAAAUAGCACAAAUUGCUACAGAUGAAUUUAUUCCACAUUGUGUAGAUAAAGAACGUCCACUGCAUAUAAUAGCUGGUGGUUGUGCUCGUUUUGUUUUUCGAAAACUUUUAAAAAAUGAUCGAUUAAGAGAGAAGGAAGAAGAAAAAUUAAGUUUUUAUUUAAUGUCAAUAUUGAAAAGAGAAAAUUUACAAUCUUGGACUGGAAUGGAUUGUGGAUGUUAUACUUUAAUUGAAAUUAUUGAAAGUGGCUCUGAUUAUGCUAGAAAAACGUUAAAGUUGGCUUUGGAUGGAAAUAAUAAUUUAAAGGUUUUUUUAAAGUUUUCUUGGGGUGGGUGGGGAUGUCUCGGUUAG